Molecule: messenger RNA, 1650 nt
Organism: Penicillium hordei
Lineage: Eukaryota; Fungi; Ascomycota; Eurotiomycetes; Eurotiales; Aspergillaceae
Product: DUF3659 domain-containing protein
Exons: 4
Coding region: 1-1650 (549 amino acids)
Source: RefSeq, a predicted model, not a curated record
AUGUUUGUUGCUGGUCUUGGACACGCCGAUCCCCUGGAAGAGCCGGAGCCCGAGGCAGAAGAGGUCGCCUUCUCUUUAUUGGAAGGUCUCUCGCCUAACAAGCUAGGGUUUGUUAUUGGAUACGACGGCGCGGUAUUAGGCCGUGUAACGGAAGGGGACUUGAACAGGGUUGCCGGUAGAGCCAUCGAUCAGGAAGGUCAGCUGCUCGGGUAUAAUGGCGAGGUUAUUGGACCGGUUGAGCUGGUCCCAGAAGAGGAGCGUGAGGUGCCACCUCCUUUUAGCGGCCUUGGUGAUCUGACUGUCAGACAAGAUGGCCUUGUUGAGACCGAGGAAGGCGUUGUUGUUGGCAGGCUCAUUGACGGAGACCCUAAUGAAUUCCGAGGUAAAGCUGUGGAUGAUGAUGGAGAUAUCAUGGAUAAGCGUGGCAACGUGAUAGGACGCGCCGAGCCAUACACACCUUCCGAACAUUCCGAAGAACCAGAAGAAGACCUGUCCCAACUUGAUGGGAUGACAGUAAACAAGUUUGGGAACAUCGUCGACGAAACUGGCGCUGUAUUUGGGCGGCUUGCUUCAGGAAAUCCCAAGAAGCUGAAUGGUAAGAAGGUGGACGGCGAAGGUCGAAUCUGGAGUGAUGAUGGGAAAGUGCUAGGCAAUGCUGAACUGAUCCCUGCUAAAGAGCGAGAGCAACUUGAAGGGGUAUUUUAUGGGGUCAAUUCCUUGACUACAACAAAGGAAGGAUAUGUGAUCACUCCAGAAAAGGAAGUGGUCGGUAGGCUAGUUGACGGGGAACCAACAAGACUCGUUGAUCGUGCGGUGGAUGAAGAUGGUGAAAUUGUGGACAAAGUGGGCAAUGUCAUCGGUCGCGCAGAGCGAUGGACCCCUGAAGAAAAGCAACGUGAUAUCAACCCGAUGACUGGCCGAAAGGUCAACCGAGAUGGCGAGGUCCGCGACGAAGAUGGUAACCUGUUAGGCAGGCUCACUAUGGGCAACCCCAAAGCCUUGAUAGGGAAGAGGGUAAAUGAUAGUGGCUUUAUCUUUGACGACGAUGGAAAUCAAAUUGGCGAGUGCACGCCGGAGGAGAGCCUACCAGACGCAGAGCCCAAGCCCGAAAUAUCACCCAUGGAGGCUGAGCAGCAGGCCAAAGAGCAACAUAACCGAGAAUUAGCGAGGAGGAUCUCGACCGUUAUACAGCAAACACUUGAUUCAGUGGAGCCGCUCUGCAAACAGAUCACAGAGCAUCUUGAACGAGCCGAUCGUACAUCACGUGAGGAGUUGGAUGAGGAGAAACUAGUCCAGGUUGUCAAACCUCUAAUUGAAGAGGUCGGAAACAUGCCACUGGAGUGUAAAAGCACUAUCAGGGCGCUCGAUCCCGAUGGGCCCAUCGCUGCGUCUGCAAAAGCCCACAGUGCUUCGCACGAGACGACACCUGAAGAAUAUCAGCUAGCAGAGCUUACGAAACAGCUCACCCAGAUUGUGACGACUACCAUUGACAAUGGCCUUGGCUUGCUUCUAAGUGGUGUUCUGGGUCUUGUUAAUAAUCUCCUGAGUGGACUUGGCCUUGGUGGACUUGUUCGUAGUCUUCUCAGUGGCCUUGGAAUCGAUAACCUGAUGAAUAGUCCCGGCCUGGACAAGCCGGGCACCGGACAGUGA